UGAUAGAGAAUAAACUAUUCAGAAUUUGUGUAAGCAUUGAUCAUGAAUGGAGCAAUUUUGUUUAGCUUAGCUAUUAGUUUGAUGCUGAUAGCGUUGACUCGCGCCCAAAACAACACUCACGAUGAUGAUUUGGGAAUGAUGCAGUAUGCCAAGAUCGGUGCAAAGGUUUGCAUGGACGAUCUUGGCUGUUUCGAGAUUACGAAAGAUUUCUUCCACCUCUUGUACCGUCCAAUCAACAUGUUGCCCAAUGACAGGGCAACCGUAGGUACGGAGUUCCACCUCUACACCAAAAAGCAUCCCAUGGAGUUCAAUCUGGUGAAGUUCAACGACAAGGCGAGCAUGAAGGAGCUGGACAUCACACAUAGGACGGUAUUCAUUAUUCACGGAUUCAUCGACAGCAAGUACUAUGGAAAGUGGAUGGAAUCCUUGAAAGACCACAUUCUGCUUUCGAAUGACUUCAACGUCAUCAUCGUUGAUUGGAGUAAAGGAAACACUCUACCUUACACCAAGGCAACAGCCAACUGCAGAGUUGUGGGUGCCGAGAUUGCUCUGCUCAUCGAAAAUCUAAUUAAAUACAUGAAUGUUGAUCCGAUGAAGGUUCAUCUUGUGGGUCACAGUCUCGGUGCACACAUCGCUGGAUAUGCUGGAGAGAGACUCAAGAAACUGGGCAGAAUCACUGGUUUAGAUCCUGCAGCACCCUAUUUUCAGUAUAUGCCGCCCUCUGUGAGACUCGACCCAACCGAUGCAGAUUUCGUUGAUAUUAUUCAUACAGAUUCUUCAUCUAUCAUGCUUUUGGCUUUGGGAAUGAAACAGGAAGUAGGUCAUGUUGAUUUCUACCCCAACAACGGAAUGAAACAGCCAGGAUGUGGAACAGCUGGUAUUCAUUCUAUAUUCUUGGAAGGAUUGGUAGAUGCUUCCAGGCAGUUUAUGUCAUGUAAUCAUCAACGAGCAACCGAAUACUUUAUCUACUCCAUCAACCACAGACGUGCCCAGCCUGUCGGGUUUCAGUGUGCCAAUUGGUUAGAUUUCUUGGCCGGUAAGUGUUCCGACUGCAGUCAGCAGAGAUGUGCCAUCAUGGGAAUGUAUGCAGAAGAGUACAGACGAUUCAAGGAUAACAAGAAAUCCAAAACGUUUUAUGUCACGACUUCCACCAAGAGACCGUACUGGGAAUACGUGUUUCACAUCACAAUAAAACUAUUCAAACCAAAAAAAGGAAGCCAGGAUAAGAGAGGCACCAUUAAUAUUGAGAUUCAGGGAGAUCAAAGAAGUUACAACGCCAAAUACGAAGCAACCGAUUUGGCAAAUGGAGCUGCUUAUUCUUUUCUGGUGAGGCAGCCUCAGCACCUGGGUGUGAUCAAAGGAGUGACCGUCAAGUGGACGUCUAAGACUUUCAGCUUGCUCUCCUCUCAUAACCUAAAUCUGGAACACGUCAUCAUCAAAUCCUUAAACGCCGGAGAUGAAUCGUCACAAAAACAACAAACGAAAAAAUUCUGCAACAAAGGAAACAAGCCAAUUGCCUCGAAAAAGAGCGCCAUUUUAUCUGCCUGUGUAUGAAUAUGAUGCCAGAACAUAAAUAAAGUUACAAUGAAGC
This is a messenger RNA of Parasteatoda tepidariorum (common house spider), 1591 nucleotides long. Its product is annotated as pancreatic lipase-related protein 2. The record is from RefSeq and is a predicted model, not a curated record. Gene Ontology annotation, biological process: lipid catabolic process. Gene Ontology annotation, molecular function: triacylglycerol lipase activity. NCBI's taxonomy places the organism in Eukaryota, Metazoa, Arthropoda, Arachnida, Araneae, Theridiidae.